Molecule: messenger RNA, 1703 nt
Organism: Gymnodraco acuticeps
Lineage: Eukaryota; Metazoa; Chordata; Actinopteri; Perciformes; Bathydraconidae
Product: deoxyribonuclease gamma-like
Exons: 11
Coding region: 130-1188 (352 amino acids)
Biological process (GO): DNA catabolic process
Cellular component (GO): nucleus
Molecular function (GO): DNA nuclease activity
Source: RefSeq, a predicted model, not a curated record
GCGACAGAGCUCUGCAGACAGGAAACACUCAACAACACAGAUAACACACACAGUGCAUCUGCGUUUGCUGUCAUUCUGUCUGCUGAUCUGACGCAUAUAACAAAACAUAUUUAGUCGUCUGAUAACAAAAUGAAGAUCGCGGCCUUCAACGGCAAAAACCUGGGAUGGAAAAAAGUCACAGACAAGGCGGUCGUUCACAUCCUCACCAAGAUCAUGUCUCAGUACAGUGUGGUGCUGCUGCUGGAGGUGAUGGAUACGAGCGGGAAAGCCAUGAAAAUGUUAUUGAAAGAGCUCAACAAAAUAAGCUCCAACAGAAAUAGUCCUUUCUCCAUGACCUCCAGUUGCAUGCUGGGACGCAACACCUACAAGGAGCGCUUCGUCUGUUUCUACAGGGAGAAGGAUGUGACUCUGGAGGAUUGUCAUCAGUAUGAAGACGUUCAGGUUGGAGAUGUUGACGCCUUCGCCAGAGAGCCGUUCAUCCUGCGCUUCAGCUGUCCCUCCACAGUGCUGAAGGACCUGGUUCUGAUCCCGGUUCACACCAAACCUGAUGACUCUCUGAAGGAACUGGACGAGCUGCACGACGUGGUCGACUCCAUCAGGGAGAAGUGGGGAACUGAUAACAUUAUGAUUCUGGGAGAUUUUAAUGCCGAUGGACGUUAUCUCUCCAAGAAGAAGAAGGACACGAUCCGUAUCUCCUCCGCUCCUUAUCAUUGGCUGAUAGACGAUGAUGUUGACACCACGAGUAGCAACAAUAAUGACCACACCUACGACAGGAUCGUGGUGUUCGGGGAGAGCAUGCUAAAAGCCAUUGUAACUGGAUCAGCCAAACCCUUCAACUUCCAGAGAGAGUUCCACCUGACGGACGAAGAAACUCUGAGUGUCAGUGAUCACUACCCCGUGGAGGUGGAGCUGAAGCAGAAAGCAGCGAGAAAAAGAAAAAGAAAGGCACCACCCGCCAAAGGACAAACUCACAAGAAAGGACCACAGAAGAAGAAGGCAGAGCUGGUAGCACCACAGAAGAAGAAGAAGAAGAAGAAGGCAGAUCCGGAAGCACCACAGAAGAAGAAGAAGAAGAAGAAGGCAGAUCUGGUAGCACCACAGAAGAAGAAGAAGGCAGAUCCGGUAGCACCACAGACGAAGAAGAAGCCAUCGAACACACUGACCAAGAGGAGACGUUUAGACAAAUGAACCUCAAAUAGACUUUCAGACAUAAUUUUGUCUUCCGUAUUUGAAAUAUUUUUCACAUUUAAAUAACCUCAUUGAGGAAGAAAGACUCCAUCUACUCAAACAUGUGAUUAAAUUAUUUCUCUGAUGUGUUUUAGCUUCACUGUGCAGGAAGCUUAGUUAGACUUGUUGGUGGCAAAAAGAGAGAAAAUGUGACUUGGACAAAAAUACUCCUAAUGAAUGAUUGUCUUGCUCUGUAACUGCUCGAUGAAGAUAUAAGAAACUAGUCAUAUCAACUUAAAAUGUGAUUACAUGUCAGUGCUUAUGUCUUAGCCCUCCACCAAGUCCAACCCGACCAAAGCUCAAUUCAAUCAUUCAUGUGCAAUAUCAUAUUUCGAUGUAACUAUUAAUAUUAUCUAUUUGAGAUUUUACUUAUUUAUUAUAUCAUGCCUUUCUCCGAUUCGACUUGUUGUUCCUUUAAUGCUGUAACACUGCAAAUGACCCCACUGUGGAAUCAUAAAAGAUUAUCUUAUCUCAAA